ACACACGUACGACGCGGAUACGCGCGUGAGGGUCCGGAUCAGCCGGUCGGUUUCUUUGGCUCGGACGGCCGUUCAAGGGGGAACCGGGGCCCGCGGGCCGGUCACAGGCGUCCGCCGGUAAUGUGUCGGUGACGGAGGCUCUUUCAUCCGGUGUCGGAGGAGGUGAACAUGCCGCUCGGUGGUGCGUUAAGGGUCCUGCUGCUCCUGCUCAGCGGGGCGUCUGCAGUGGCGCCGCCACGAGGCCUGAAGGUGACCUGCCACAACCAGCAGGUGACGGUCAGCUGGGAGAAGAGCGAGCGGGGGGCCAGCUACAGGGUGCACGUCGACGGCAGCGCGGGGGAGCAGGUGGACAAUACUACGGAGAACCAGUACGAUCUGACCCCCUUCGUCUGGGCCUCUGAGGACCGCUACCUGGGCUACCAUUACGUCACCGUGACGACACUAGAGGGAGGCAACCAGUCCGAGCCGAAUUGUUCGAAUUGUUCGUUCACCUUUAACUCUUUAAAACUGGCUGAUCUGAAUUGUAAGUGUAAAUUAGACUUUAACCCCGUGGACCUGAAAGAGAGCGACUCUGGGGCCACGUUGAGUUUCCAGAACCCCCUCUAUAGAGCGCUGAACAGAACCGCCCGGUCGGGUUUGCCCAGCUUUAGAUUCACCGCCACCUUCAAUGGUAGAAACUUCAGCCGCUCGUGCGACGCCACAGAGGACGUCUGCAGGCUGCUGCUGCUGCCCGGGUCGUCCUCAGGAGACACGUGCGUGUCGAAGCUUACAGGGGAGCUGGUCAGUGAGAACGCCGUCGGCCGGGUUCUCUUCAGAGAGGUGGGACCCGUCUGUGCCCGUGGCUCUACUGAGCUGGACGUCCUGGCGCUGUCUCUGAUGCUGCUCCUCUUCUUCGUCGUCACCUCUGUGGUGACCGUCCUCAUCUGCAGAGCGAAAGCCUGGACCAUGAAGGGGGACCCGGCAAAGACUCCCAUCUCACUGGUGCUGAGCCCCCACGAGGGGGACAUGAGGUACGUCCUCGUUCCCCGCGAGGACGUCAGCCCCGUCACAGUGACGGAGAACCACAUCUGCGAAAACCCCUCUGUCGGCUCUGAGGAGGACCUCCAGCUGGGCGCCUGCACUAAUUACCUCCCCCUGGUGGGGGGGCUCACGGGGGACGACUCGGAGGACGACUCGGAGGACGACUCGGAGGACGACUCUGAGGACGACUCUGAGGAAACGGAGAGCGCUUCGAUGGACUUGGCGCACUACGACCGCAGGCAGACGCUGGAGGUGAACAUGCCGCUCGGUGGUGCGUUCAGGGUCCUGCUGCUCCUGCUCAGCGGGGCGUCUGCAGUGGCGCCGCCACAAGGCCUGAAGGUGACCUGCCACAACCAGCAGGUGAUGGUCAGCUGGGAGAAGAGCGAGCAGGGGGCCAGCUACAGGGUGCACGUCGACGGCAGCGCGGGGGAGCAGGUGGACAAUACUACGGAGAACCAGUACGAUCUGACCCCCUUCGUCUGGGCCUCUGAGGACCGCUACCUGGGCUACCAUCACGUCACCGUGACGACACUAGAGGGAGGCAACCAGUCCGAGCCAAAUUGUUCGAAUUGUUCGUUCACCUUUAACUCUUUAAAACUGGCUCAUCUGAAGUGUGAAUUGGACUUCCCCCCCGUGGACCUGAAAGAGAGCGACUCUGGGGCCACGUUGAGUUUCCAGAACCCCCUCUUCUUCUACAGAGAGCUGAAGAAAGCCGCCAGGUCGGGUUUGCCCACCUUUAGAUUCACCGCCACCUCCAAUGGUAGCGACUUGAUUGGCUCGUGCGACGCCACAGAGGACGUCUGCAGGCUGCUGCUGCUGCCCGGGUCGUCCUCAGGAGACACGUGCGUGUCGAAGCUUACAGGGGAGCUGGUCAGUGAGAACGGCGUCGGCUGGGUUCUCUUCAGAGAGGUGGGACCCAUCUGUGCCCGUGGCUCUACUGAGCUGGACGUCCUGGCGCUGUCUCUGAUGCUGCUCCUCUUCUUCGUCGUCACCUCUGUGGUGACCGUCCUCAUCUGCAGAGCGAAAGCCUGGACCAUGAAGGGGGACCCGGCAAAGACUCCCAUCUCACUGGUGCUGAGCCCCCACGAGGGGGACAUGAGGUACGUCCUCGUUCCCCGCGAGGACGUCAGCCCCGUCACAGUGACGGAGAACCACAUCCGCAAAAAACCCUGUGUCGGCUCCGAGGAGGACCUCCAGCUGGGCGCCUGCCAUCGCUCCCCCUGCCUGGGGGGGGGGCUCUCGGGGGACGACUCUGAGGACGACUCUGAGGAAACGGAGAGCGCUUCGAUGGACUUGGCGCACUACGACCGCAGGCAGACGCUGGAGGUGGACAUGGGCGAUGGAGACGUUGCCACGGGUUACGGCAACCGGGACAAUGACUUAUGAGAGUUCUCGAGGGGGGCGUUUUGGGCUCUGGGGGCACCGGACCCCCCCCCCCUGAGGAUGCCUUUUGGUUUGUUUGGUCAACGGUUUUUGGGAGAAAAUCUGCAGUCUGUGUGAAGUCUGAGGAGAUUUUCAAGUAGCUCAGAAGCGUCGCUGCUUUUUUGUAAAACACAGUUGAACCAAAGACUUUUUCCUGCAUGGAUUUAAUCAGGCAGCUUAAGGGGAGACCGUCGUAAUAUUUGUGCCAAAUUAAAUGAAGAUGAAAGUUUAAGAAAUGUCUUGCACAUUUCUUUCGUGAACUCGUGUGAACUCUUCAAUGACGUCCACAGCGAACCGACUCUUUGACGGAUGGACAAACGUUCUGCAUGAAAUUUAAGAAACAAAUCAUUUGUGCUGAAGUUCCUCUCAGGGAUCUGGUUUCACUUGUUGUUAAACUGGUUUCACGACGUCAUAAAUACCUUUCAGCCUGGCUGACAGCGACACACCUCAGAUCAGAUCAACCUGCCGAACCGGUGUGGUUUGUUCACUUUUUUUGUACAGAUGUGAAAACAGAUCUUUAUGAAGGGGGGGGGGGUUUGUUCAAAACAAUAUUGAUAUUCUUGUGUGAACUCCAAACAUGAGGAAAUCAUAAAGCAUCGAAAGAACCGCUCUGACAUGAAGGCAGAGUUUUGGCACAAUUACCCAAACAAAACGAGAAUCUUGAGGAAUAGAAAAGUCUUUAUUUUGGAGAUUUGCUUUCUGACUGACGGCACUUCA
Molecule: messenger RNA, 3159 nt
Organism: Pungitius pungitius (ninespine stickleback)
Lineage: Eukaryota; Metazoa; Chordata; Actinopteri; Perciformes; Gasterosteidae
Gene: ifngr1
Product: interferon gamma receptor 1
Exons: 14
Coding region: 169-2406 (745 amino acids)
Source: RefSeq, a predicted model, not a curated record